This is a messenger RNA of Anolis sagrei ordinatus, 5583 nucleotides long. The record is from RefSeq and is a predicted model, not a curated record. Lineage: Eukaryota; Metazoa; Chordata; Lepidosauria; Squamata; Anolidae.
AUGCUCUUGGUUUCCUUCCUUGCAGAAUGUCUAGAGGGUGAUGAGAUCCCAGAAGACCUAAGUCCGCUCUCCUAUUGGCGUCCAAAGACAGACCAACAGUUGGAUUUCCCAGAAGACAAUCAAGACAACUCUUUGGCUCAAGAGGAGCCUAGAGGGGCAUGGGAUGUGGCCAGUGAUGGAGAGGCCUCCCAUGAGCUUUCUUUUGAGGGUCAGUAUGGCUCAGAGUUCAGCACCAGUCCUGAGGCACUGAGAGAUCCUUUGACUUCGUUUCAACACUGCAAGUCCUACAGCUUGGCCUCAGAUGGUGGGGAGGAGGACGUAUCGGAAAACUCCAACCUCAGCCCGUCUCCUUCUGGGAUGCCUCUGGAGCACACCCACUUAAAAAUAGAUGUCUCUGAGGUGCAGGGGCCACAUAGUGACACUCAGGAGCUCUUCUCUCCAUUGGGAAGGAGUCCCGGGCUUAGUUCUCCUCCACCUUCCAUGCCUUGGAGUCGGAGCUCCUUCGCAGACCACCUUCGCAACUCUCCCAGCGUUGAUCCUGAGAUGUCUUCCUGGGUGGAGACCAUGGGUCAACCGAUGGAGACUGUCCUCAAGAUGACAUCCCAAAAAGAACAGUAUGGUACAUUGGUCACAACUCAACCUGAAGAGAGACAAUUGGAUUUGAGUGAGACUAUAGAAACGGGUCCUGAUCCAAGUCAGGUCCAUCAGUGGAGACCAGAAAGAGCACGGAAGCUGAAGACCAGCAUCUCCCAAGGUCUCCCGUCCAAAUUCAGCAGGCAGUCAAGAUCCCUGAGUCCUCCGAGAAGAGCCUCCCAAAGAAAAGCAGCCGGAGGACCGGAUUCCAGUAAUCCAACCCAAACAAGCCCUCCCAUCCCUGCUAUGAGCAACGCUGUGCCUUACGGCCGAGGGCAGCUCAACUACCCGUUGCCGGAUCUAUCCAAAGUGGAGCCUCGGGUCAGAUUCCCCACUCAAUGUUACCACCCGCCUCGAGGGAAGACCCUCCUGGCCAAGUCCAGGGAUCCUGGGAAGCCGGUGAUCUUCAAGUCUCCUGCUGAGAUUGUCCGCGAGGUCUUGUUGAGCAGCGGAGAGGGAUCCCCCCAGCAACACGCAGCCGCUCCCACCGUCUCCGUGAUUCCAGAAGAAUUGAAAUCCCCGCAGCAAGCCACCGAAUUGGUGCAUCAGCUUCAGGAGGAUUACCACAAACUGCUGACGAAAUAUGCUGAAGCUGAGAAUACUAUUGAUCGGCUGAGACUGGGUGAAAAGGUACACUUGUAUGCUGACUCUCCGCAGCCCAGCUAUAUGGUCCAGAUGGGGACGGUAUCACCAGCCUCCAAGGUUAUGACGCUUAGCCUCCCUCAGGUCAGGGCAUCUGAGAUCACAGGGAGAUCUCACCCAGCAUUAGAACCUGCUCAGGACAAAGGGUUUUCUGGACAGUUUGCAAUUUCAUCUUCCGGUAGCAGCUCUGCAAACCCUGGCAUUUUGAGCAUGGAUGGUUCUCCUUCCAAAGGCGACUUUUUCACAGGAGAUGAGUUGACCAAGUUGUUGGCUUUGCAGGCAAAGAAAUUCCAGUCUCAGGUGGAAUCUCUGGAGGACUUAGUUCGGACGGGGAGGCUGACACCUGAGGACCAGCGAAAGGGCUUUGCAAGGCUAAGGGAUGCCCAAGGUGCCUUGGAGCAGGCGUACCAGCAGGCCCGGGAUCAACACCGGAUGCUGCAGAAGCAACAAGGACCUGCUGGGACGUUAGGGGAUUUUGACCCCGAUCGUGUGGUGGAAGGAGAGAUAUUCCAUCUGGAGAUGCGCUUGGAAGAGCUGAAGGAGAGACUGGGACAGGCUGCCUUCAACCAGAGCAACCCAGGGCCAACCAUUGUCUCUUCCACCCAUAUUCCAGAACAGAAUCCAGAGGCACAGAUGGGGUCACCAACUCCAUCUCUCCAUGCUCCGAUCCCGGCUGUCCGCAUGCCAUAUCCUGAGGUCUCCAACUUGGAAAAGGGCCGCUACCGAGUCCAAGUGGAUGUGGAGGUGAGCUCAGUCAGCGACGAGAUGUCCGAAGAAGGCCUUCCGGAGCCUCUUCGCCAUAUGCAGCUCCAGGUGGAGAAGGACUUUGACCACCUCCUGGGACACUACAACAGCUUCAAGUCAUUGCCAGCAGCCCUGAGUUUGGAACGGCUAGAUUCGGGUGAGCAUCAUUCCUCGCUGGAAGAAAUGGAUGGUGCAACGGAUGCUACAAAUCCUGGGACCAAAAAGCACUCCUUCCAGACAGCGCCUAAAGCUAAGAAGGCCCCUCGCAUCCCGUCCUCUUCCUCCAUGAAGGAGACUCAACAGAGCACACAACUCCAUCCGCUUCCAAGAAACCCCCGGAAGCCAACUUACCAAAUUGGGCAUGGACCCAUAUCUCAGGUGGGGACGUUGGCAAUGCAAGAGGAAUCCACUGAGAAGAGCAGGGCCUCGUGUGCCAUCCGCAAGAAGGUUUCCUCCAAAGGGCCGCAGGGGCAGCUUUCGCCACAUAGCAGCAUGGUCAGUGUUGCAGGCAGCGCUCUUUCCGAACGCAUCCCCGGGAUGCAGCCCUUCCAGAAGACCAAUACGGCAUUGUCAGAGGAUCUCCGCAUUGUGUCCCCAGAGACGGAUAGUGGAUUUGUGGGAUCUGAAGCAAGCAGGGUGUCCCCCUUGGCACAGAGGCCUAAGCAACGCUCAUCCCAUUUGAGGUCCCAUGGGGUUAUGGGAGAAUCGGCUCCGCAGGAUGGAGCCCAGCAACCAGCUCCUCAGUGGAAGAGACCCAUCGUGAUGGAACCGCUAAGAGCAAAUGUCUCAAUGAGGGACCGAUCUUCGGAGGAUGGUCCCCAGAGACGAAGCCUUUGCAAAAGAGGCCCGUUCGGUACUCGCUCCAUUCGGCAGCGGACAAACAACAUUGCAAGUGAGAUGGAGCCAGGCACCGAGAGCUCUCACACCAACUCAGAGCCUGAGAUGGAACCACCUGGUGAACGUGGCACAUGCACCCCCCCGCCGAAUGAGUUGAAGCGCUCUGGGUCUCCCAGUUCCUCCUCUCUGACCUACGACGACAGUCUUCUUGACUCUCGCUUGAAACGAGACCAAGCGAUCACGGCUUUGCAGAACGAAGUUUCACACCUGCGGCAAAGUCUGGACGAGACCCUCCAUGGGUCCUAUGGCUACCCAAAGCACUUCUCCUCCCCACGCUCCUCUAAACUCCAGGCGCCGCUCCAAGCCAUGGCCUGCUUCUCCACAAGGACCAAACCAGUUCAGAAAACCUCAGGGAAAAACACAGUCGAAUCUGAGAGUCUACCUCCAACCAUCAAUUCAGAAGAGCGGUUGAGGAGAACAUCACUCCCCCAAAGUGGGACUCGGGAAAAUCCCACCUCAUCUGAGUUGAAUUCCUCUUCGCCAAAGUCCCAUAAACAAAAGCAAAAGGAAGCCUCUGCUUCUAAAACGAAGCCCUCAAAGCAGACCAUUCUACGAGGACCUUAUACAGGGACGCCGUAUGCCUUUACAAACCCAGAGCCCCAAGAACCACGGAUCAUCAACAGCACUUCCUCCUGUUCCCAUUGCCAAGAAGCCCAGUCACACCUUGGAAAUGUACUCACAAGUGACCCAGGCAGCGAUGAGACUGAAGGUGGUGAUUCUCAAAGGGAUCCCUUUGGACCUUCUCAGCAUACAACUCAGAAGAAAAUAGAAGCACCAAGAUGCCUUUUCUGCAAGGAAACUGGGAAGCACAAAACAAAUGUGGUGCAUGGACAAAGCCAUCCAAGAGAGGACACCCUGGCUCAGGACUUUGGAGCACAACAGAAACCUGUCAACCGCCGUCCAUCACGACAGCCUGGCUUCUGGCACACUGCAGUCUCACCACAAGCUCCCACCAUUGGUUACAUCCCCACCGUUCCAUUGGCAACUUAUCCUUUGUCAUCUAUAAUAUACUGUCCUCCUGUCGCAACUACCUCAACCUCUCCCUCUCCAGUUGGUCUCCCAGUUUAUGCCCCUGGCAGUUUCCAGUUUGGACCGCUGAAAGCAUGGCGGAGACCGCAAUCGGAUCUCGACUCCGACGACAGCUUACAGGAUCUGAACUGGUCCCUGAGCCGUGUGGUGGAAGUGGCCAAAGACAUGAAGUUGACCGCCCGGCGCAUGAGCAGGACGUUAACUUGGGAACUGAACAAAGCCAAAAGUCUGCGAGGAUCGUGCCUCUUCUGAAAAUCCUCUGAGCAUUACUGGAGUGGCCAAAAAAAGGAAGACCAAGAUGCAUAGUAUCUGAAGGGAUAUGUGUCCGUAGGUAACUGUGGAGCCCUAUUCUUGAUCCGCAUGUUCCCCCACAUUGAGGACAUCCAUUUCCAGAUGGAAGGUGGUCCCAGUCGGAGUUUGGCUUGAUGCGCCUUCCUCUUGGCUCCCUUUCGCUCUCCAUUCGUGCCUCUUUGAAUUCUGCAGCACUGCUGGUCACAGCUGACCUCCAAUUAGAGCACUCAAGGACCAGAGCUUCCCAGUUCUCGGGGUCUAUGCAUUGAAGCAAUGCUCCUCCGCCAUCAACUCCACUGAACCAGCCACGUUGUCCAAAUGCCCAAAGAUCACCAUUUCCCAAAGCAGUUACUCGAAUUCUGCAGCACUGCUGGUCACAGCUGACCUCCAAUUAGAGCACUCAAGGGUCAGAGCUUCCCAGUUCUCGGGGUCUAUGCAUUGAAGCAAUGCUCCUCCGCCAUCAACUCUGCUGAACCGGCCACGUUGUCCGAAUGCCCAAAGAUCACCGUCUUCCAAAGCAGUUGCUCGAAUUCUGCAGCACUGCUGGUCACAGCUGACCUCCAAUUAGAGCACUCAAGGGCCAGAGCUUCCCAGUCCUCGGGGUCAAUGCAUUGAAGCAAUGUUCCUCCACCAUCAACUCCGCUGGACCGGCCACGUUGUCUGAAUGCCCAAAGAUCACCGUCUCCCAAUCCGUUGCCAAGAACAUAUUUGAUGCCUUAACUGUAUUGGUGAAAGUAGAGUCUUGCAGUCGCAUGGGGACAGCAAUGGAAGCCAUCCCACUCAGAAGAGAAGCCCACUACCUACAAAGCUGCUAAGGAAUUAGUGAGUUGAACUUUAUGGUUUUGUUGUCAUCUGCUGUCACUACUCCUUGCUCCAAAAUGGGAUUGCUACUGGUCUAAGUCACCAACAGGAUUCCAUCUUGCGGAAUGGCACUCCGACCCUACAAGUGGCAGCACUUCUUGUAUCUCGAAGUCAGCUCUACUCGCACUUUCUGCCUCUUUCCCAAGCACAAAAGGAUGUCACAUUGCUUUCAUAGGACACAAACGAAGAAAGUAGGAGUAACAUAGGCGCAUUCACUCUUCAUCUCCGAAAACAAACCCUCAGGAGUGUAUAUGUGUUGUCUUUGUAUAUGCAUUGCCUAUGAAUCCUCCUGAAAGUGCUCAGUCAUGGUGCAAAUCGCCCUAUAUAUUCAUAUAUAAGUCUAGAAAUUUUAGCCAAAGGCCCUAUCUUAAAAAAAAAGUCUGCUUAUUUAUUUUUUUCUGUGUCGGGAGCAAAACUGCAAGUGGCUUCUGGUGUGAGAGAAUUGACCGUCUGCAAGGACGUUACCGAGGACGGCCGAAUGUUUUA